CAAGAAAAACAAAAGUACAAUUGGAAUGAAAAAAAUAUUUUUUUUUAAAACAAAUAAUCUUAUGUGUAAAGCAUUAGAUUUCCCCACCGAGUUUCCAUCCAAAAUGCAAAUUAUGCACACAAGAGAAUAACAAUGCAUUUUUUAUCACUUAGAACUCCGUAGCUACAGACAUGAAUUCAAGAAUAAAGAUCUGAAAAAAUCUGAAAGGAGUUGGUGGAUAUUGUCCACUCUGCAACAAUCUGUUGAGGAAAGAGUAUAGGCUUGCUUAUUUUGCAACUUUGUCUCAAAGGAGUGUAACCUAUUCUUAAAAUUGGUCAAAGAAACUAUCAAUUCUCACGAGAUAUUUUUGUCUGUGAGGGUACGUUGAAAUUAUCUAUAUGUGGUUGAUUGUUGUUAAUUCAAUAUGUUUGUUUACAUGUAACCAUGUGGUACAUCUUUAUUUGUAAAUUAUAGAGACAAACUCAGAUCAAAAAAAAAAAAUUCCGUCAAAUAAUUUUUUUUCGUAAAACCCUAUAGCGUAAUGAUGCAAAUGUUAUACCGGUGUUCAUGUCUAAUACACAAGAGAGGUGAAGUGGAGUUUUGGAAGACACUAAAUCGUUCUGUAAUCUAACUUUUGCGUUAUCUGCCCGUUUUGACAGUGUAUAAAACUUCAACAAAAGCGUCGCUGUGCAAACUUUGCAGUGUAAACCUGAGCAGCUGGUAAGAGUUCUUUGUUAUAAUCAUGACGACUUGAGUAAUAUUCAUUCCUAUCGUAGUUCCUACUUAAUGAUUUUUUUUAUUUUUUUCUACUGUUCAAGAAAUAGUUUAUUCAUUAAUUCCUUUUUUGCCAUAUGUUUUAGCAAUGAGACAUUUAAUUUUGGCCUUUGUCGUUUCUUCUGUAUUGGCUCAACACCAUCAUGACAUUGCUCAGCUGGUAGACCAAGCUUUCCUCAGGUUGGAUGUUCACCCGAAAGAUGGCCUCUUGGAAUUAGAAGAGCUAGCCAGUGUUUUUGAUGUUCGUGACACAGACGGGGAUGCAAAACUAUCCUAUGCCGAGUUUACAGCCCAUGCCAACGAUAACCCCUUAAGACACGAGCUGUUCAACCAUUUUGACACCAACAAGGAUGGUUUUCUCCAAAAACAUGAACUUGUCUACGCCAACUUUUUAGCAAUGGAUCAUAAUGGUGACAACCAAGUUACAAGGCACGACUUUGACCAUUACUACACAAAUUAUUUAUUCUGCGGAUUUAUUUGGAACAAAAGAAAAGGAGGGAGGAAUUGAUUUAUACAUUCAUCGCGUACAAGAAGUUAACAUAAGAAGUUAUUCACCAUACUGCGUCA
This is a messenger RNA of Magallana angulata, 1320 nucleotides long. RefSeq lists its product as uncharacterized. The transcript is spliced from 5 exons. Gene Ontology annotation, molecular function: calcium ion binding. The record is from RefSeq and is a predicted model, not a curated record. Bases 842 to 1261 code for a protein of 139 amino acids. Lineage: Eukaryota; Metazoa; Mollusca; Bivalvia; Ostreida; Ostreidae.